ACGUCGCUUGCUUAUGACAUCACAAAGAGUGUUGAAUUCUGGGUCAAAGAAGGGACAUAGAUUCUGAUGGCGGAAAGCGGUGUUUGACGUCAUUUCCUUUUGCAGUUUGUUUUGUUGUCAGUUUGUGCUAUUGUGUCCCGGAAUACAGCAGUAGUGCCGUGGUUGCGCAUCAUGUUUCGCUUUAUGAGAGAUUCGGAGCUACAAGACCAGGACAUGUUUCUCAUGGACCCGUUUACGCUGCAUCGGCAGCACAUGAGACACAUGUUCUCUGGGAUGUCACCAUUUUUGGGCAUUACAGAUGGGACUGUCCCUGCCCUGCCCCGCCCUGCACCCCCCCGCAGUAUACAGCCGGGUGCAGUGACGCCGUUUGGAAUGCUGGGAAUGGGUGGGGGCUUCCUGGACAUGUUUGGGAUGAUGAACGAUUUGAUGGGGGGUGCGGAGCAGAUGUCCUCUGGGCCAAACUGUCAGACGUAUUCCUCAUCUACAGUCAUCUCGUAUUCUAACAUGGGUGGGAGUAGGGCACCUAAAGUGUAUCAGGAGACGUCACACAUGCGCACAGCCCCUGGAGGGAUCCGUGAAACUCGCCGCACUGUGCGCGACUCGGAUAGUGGUAUGGAACAAAUGAGCAUAGGACAUCACAUACGCGAGAGGGCGCAUAUUAUGCAGCGCUCACACAACCACCGUACAGGAGACCGAGAGGAAAGGCAGGAUUUUGUCAAUAUGGAUGAAAAUGACGCUGCACGCUUUGAUGAGGAGUGGCAUAGGGAGACCUCACGAUACAGAGGGCAGAGGGGUGUCUCGUACAGACGACGUGGCGCAGAGGAGCAACUGGCUAUUCAGGGGCCAGAGGAUAGCUCUUCCAGACCGUCUCGCCGUUAUGACUGGUGAUCCGUCCGUAUAUCCGCAAAUGAACUUGAAUGAAGGAAUAUGGAAACAGAAUUUUCUUAAUAUUCCCAAAGGGACCACUCCCCAACAGCCUGCUCAAUAUUCCCUUUAUUUUCCUGGUACCUUACAUCUCCCUUUUGUCCUUUUGCUUCUGUGUCCCCGAAUCCAACUUCCUAUAAAUCUCUUGUUUCUUUUAUUAUAAUUUUAUUAACCAUAAACUAUUGAAAAGGAGAUAUGUUGCUGUUUUGGAACAUUGUAGGGGGUGGAUUGGUAGAGUAAAUAAUUUUUUGGGUCAGUGGGUGGUUAUAUUAGAAAUAAACAGGGCCAAGUGGGAUUUUGCCCGAGGGAACAGCGGCAAUACCUCCAGCAGCUGGAUGCUCCGCAGGACAAAAGGAGGGACAGAGAACUCUGUGGGAGGAUGGAGUGAUGAACGAUGGGGUGCGCUCCGUAAUAGUGAUGAACUGUAGUGUAAAGACAGAGCCACAUACAACAGGCCGAGCUUGUGUCACUGUAGUAUAACUUUUUUUUUUUCUUCUUCAAUGUUCAAAUAUUGUAAAAUUAAAUUAAUAAAAACAGAUAUUCCAUGCA
Molecule: messenger RNA, 1473 nt
Organism: Bombina bombina (fire-bellied toad)
Lineage: Eukaryota; Metazoa; Chordata; Amphibia; Anura; Bombinatoridae
Product: myeloid leukemia factor 2
Exons: 9
Coding region: 172-888 (238 amino acids)
Biological process (GO): regulation of DNA-templated transcription
Cellular component (GO): cytoplasm; nucleus
Source: RefSeq, a predicted model, not a curated record